CCAUAAGCAGCAAACUAGAAUUUGUGAUCCCAGCCCAAGUUGCGCCCCCCCCCCCCCCCCGCACAUUUGUAAAAAUGCUGGGAGAUAUUUUAUGGGUUCCAGCAGUGCCUCCACCCCCCCUCCCGCCCCUCUAGUAUUUUGCCUUCUCUUGGAGGGAAAGAGAAAACUUAAUGCUUUCUGAAGAUACAGGAUGUCAUUGAGGGAGUGCGACGACGAUCGGGGGGGGGGGGGAUUAAGCCGACCCCUCAUACCCCCCACUUCCUUCCAGGAACAAAGCAAAUCCAUGAUUCAUCUCCGAGCAGCCUCGGCGGGUCAAGAAAGUGGCCUGCCCAAUGCGCUCCGAUCGUCCCCAUUUAAUUAAGGUAAUGGGAAGAGCGCGGCGGGCACCCAACCCCCCCUCUGCGUCAGCAGGCAGAGCUGGGGGAUCUUGGAGGCAGCAGGUCUCCCAGCCUGCAGAGGCAUCUCCCCGCGGAUCCCAUCGCGCCCCCCCGCCCGCCCACCCCUAUUGAUCGAUCCGUCCCCGUCCAGUCCUCCUGCCGGACGCCUCUGCCAUUCGCGCGCUGCUGCUGCCGCUGCUGGGAGCGCUCCGGGCCGCCCGCAAAGUUGCUGUUGCCGCCGCCGCCGCCGAGGCACGGAGCCCUCCUGCCCGCCGGCGCCCAGCCAGCCACCCAGGCAGCCCAGCCCGGGGGGGAUCGCCGCGGGAAGAGGAGCCGCCGCAGCCGCUGCCGCCCCAGGAGGAGCUGAGCCGGGGGGAGCAGCAGCAUGCAGCUGUGCCGGGGCCGGGUGCUGGGCAUCUCGGUGGCGGUGGCGCACGGAGUCUUCUCGGGCUCGCUGAACAUCCUGCUGAAGUUUCUGCUCAGCCGCUACCACUUCGUCUUCCUGACGCUGCUGCAGUGCCUGACCAGCUCCACGGCGGCGCUCAGCCUGGAGGUGCUGCGGCGGCGGGGCGCCCUCGACCUGCCGCCCUUCGGCUUCAGCCUGGCGCGCCUCUUCGCCGGGGUCACAGUGCUCGCCACGCUGCAGUCGAGCCUCACUCUGUGGUCCCUGCGCGGCCUCAGCCUGCCCAUGUACGUGGUCUUCAAGCGCUGCCUGCCCCUGGUCACGCUGAUCAUCGGCGUCCUGGUGCUCAAGAACGGCGUCCCCUCCGUCGGGGUGCUGCUGGCCGUCCUCAUCACCACCGUCGGGGCGGCGCUGGCAGGUGCAGGUGACCUGACUGGAGAUCCCAUUGGGUAUGUGACUGGAGUGCUGGCUGUGUUGGUGCAUGCAGCAUAUUUGGUACUUAUUCAAAAGACAAGUGCCGAUAGUGACUACGGGCCUCUCACAGCCCAGUAUGCCAUUGCUGUGUCAGCCACACCUUUUCUUAUCAUCUUCUCCUUUGCCAGUCUGGAUGCUAUCAAUGUCUGGUCCUUCCCAGGAUGGAAAGAUCCUACAAUGGCAUGUACCUUUAUAGCAUGUGUCUUUAUUGGCUGUGCCAUGAAUUUCACCACCCUUCAUUGCACCUACAUCAACUCAGCUGUGACCACCAGUUUUGUUGGAGUGUUGAAGAGCAUCGCAACCAUCACAGUUGGUAUGGUGGCAUUCAAUGAUGUACAGCCCACAAAACUGUUUAUAGCAGGUGUAGUGGUAAAUACUAUGGGCUCCAUCAUUUAUUGUGUGGCUAAAUAUAUUGAAACCAGAAAACAGAGCAAUUAUGAAGACCUAGAGAAGGAGGCUAGGGAGCAGGAGAAGAAAGAAUGUGAUGGAUCUGAGCCACCAUUUGUAAUGGAGGAGAUACCCAAGGAGACAGAGCCUGGAGAUAUGACUGGAGAGGAGUCAGCAAAUGAAAGCAGUCAGCCAAGCAUAGAAGAGAAGAAUGGCAUUAUGGGAAUGACAAAUAUACCCACUAUCCCAGAAGGCACCAGUUCUGAAGGACUGGCCAAAAGCUCAUUAAAGGAUGCCUAUCUUGGAGUAUGGAGAUUAGUUAGAGGGGCUAAUUAUAUGAAGAAAGAUUACCUAAUAGAGAAUGAAGAAUUAGCAAGCCCCUGAAGAAUAGUUUCUUAGCAAAUAGCGAUCAAGUUUACAUGUAUUUUAAAACUUGUUGCAGGGCGGGGUUGGGGGGUGGUGGGAGUACAGAUGUAUGUAUGUUUUGUAUCUUCACAGACAAAUCUUCAUUAUAUAUUAGGAGGAUUUUAUCUCAUUCUGAAGGAACAACAGCAGCGUGUUCAUGCUUA
Sphaerodactylus townsendi is the source of this 2210-nucleotide messenger RNA. RefSeq names its product solute carrier family 35 member D3 (gene SLC35D3). NCBI's taxonomy places the organism in Eukaryota, Metazoa, Chordata, Lepidosauria, Squamata, Sphaerodactylidae. The transcript is spliced from 2 exons. The coding region runs from base 763 to 2025 and encodes 420 amino acids. Gene Ontology annotation, molecular function: antiporter activity. Gene Ontology annotation, cellular component: Golgi apparatus. The record is from RefSeq and is a predicted model, not a curated record.